Molecule: messenger RNA, 354 nt
Organism: Octopus sinensis (East Asian common octopus)
Lineage: Eukaryota; Metazoa; Mollusca; Cephalopoda; Octopoda; Octopodidae
Exons: 1
Coding region: 1-354 (117 amino acids)
Source: RefSeq, a predicted model, not a curated record
AUGAGAAUUGCAAGAUAUUGUGGGGGUGGGUUUUCCAUAAAAACUGACCAUAUUGUUGAUGCAAGAAAACCGGAUACGAUCAUAGAGGACAAAAUAAACAAACAGUGUAAGGUCAUAGAUCUUGUGAUUCCUUUUGAUAGCAGAGUUAAUACCAAAGAAAUUGAAAAUUUUGAUAAACAUCAGGAACUAGUUAGAGAGCUGAGAAGAUUGUGGAAGACAAAGACAUCAAUUAUUCCUGUAGUUACUGGUGAACUUGGUACAACACCCAGAAUGCUACCUAAAAGAUUGAAAGCGACUGGAAUUGAAACUUGCAUUGUCGACCAGCAGAAAUGUACUGUCCUAUAUUCUACAUGA